This is a messenger RNA of Momordica charantia (bitter melon), 2620 nucleotides long. RefSeq names its product homeobox-leucine zipper protein GLABRA 2. Lineage: Eukaryota; Viridiplantae; Streptophyta; Magnoliopsida; Cucurbitales; Cucurbitaceae. Gene Ontology annotation, biological process: regulation of DNA-templated transcription. The record is from RefSeq and is a predicted model, not a curated record. Gene Ontology annotation, molecular function: DNA-binding transcription factor activity, RNA polymerase II-specific; DNA binding; lipid binding.
UCUGUUUCCUUCUUCCUCCAUUUCUCACGGCAGCCUUUUCCAACUGCUGAAUCUUUUUGCUAUUUGAAGAAAUUCAAUUCAACAACAUCAAAAUAAAUUUAAAAGGGAAAAAAAGAAAAAAACCCUACUGGUUUUGGUUGCGGCAAAUCGAGAAUCCAUUUUAAUCGGCCGCCAUUCAUGGCCGUAGUCAUGUCCGGCAACCACCCGCCGCGCCGUCUCAACAACGCUCCCUCCUCCCCGGCCCUCUCUCUCACCCUCGCCGGCGUUUUCGGCAAUGCGGCGGCGGAGGACCUGGAGGUGGACGCGCCGGCGAGGAGAGACGACAGCUGCAGCGACAACUCCGAGCCGGCGGGAUCCAGGUCGGCGGAGGAUUUGGGAGCCGACCAGGACGAUGAAGAUGAAGACAAACAGGGGAAUAGAAAAAAGCGAAAGAAUCGACACACUUCUGAACAAAUUAGAGAAAUGGAGAUGUUGUUUAAAGAAUCGCCACAUCCAGAUGAGAAGCAGAGGCUGCAACUGAGCGAGAAACUUGGCCUUUCUUCUAAGCAAAUCAAGUUCUGGUUCCAGAAUCGAAGAACUCAGAUCAAGGCUAUUCACGAGCGCCAUGAGAACGCGUUGUUGAAAGGAGAAAUGGAGAAAAUGCGAGACGAAAACCAGGCGAUGAGGGAGAUUAUCAGCAAAGGUUCUUGCCCUAAAUGUGGUUCUUCUUCGGCUAAUUCCUCUGCCGUUUCGAGGGAAACGAUUUUCACUACUAUUUCCGAGCAACAACAGCUAAGAACAGAGAUCACUCGACUCAAAGCCGAGGUGGAGACAUUGCGAGUAGCUCUUGCGAAGUACGCCCCGCCGGGGACAUGUACGUCACGGUCGACGGAGAACGAGGAGGGGAUAUUGGAGAGGAGGAGAAGUUUGGAGCAAUCGAAAACCAUUUUCGGGCUGGAGAAGGCUAGGGUUAUGGAGAUAGCGAAGCGAGCGACGGAUGAGCUCGUGAAAAUGGCGGAUUCCGGUGAGCCCCUUUGGGUACGAAGCGUUGAAACCGGACGCGAGCUACUAAAUUACGACGUGUACAUGAAAGAGUUCGCCGCCGACAACGAGCGGCCGAAGAGAGAAAUCGAAGCGUCGAGGGAAUCGGGCGUCGUCUUCGUCGAUCUUCACCGAUUGGUUCAGAGCUUCAUGGAUGUGGUUCAAUGGAAGGAAAUGUUUCCAUCCAUAAUCUCGAAGGCCACGACCAUGGAGGUCGUCUCCAAUGGCGACGGAGCCGCCAGAAAUGGCGCAGUUCAACUGAUGUUUGCAGAGCUCCAAAUGCUGACUCCCGCCCUUCCCUCAAGAGAAGUGUAUUUCAUCCGAAGCUGCACGCAAGUUAGCCCAGACAAGUGGGUGGUGGCAGAUGUCUCUGUGGAUAAAGUUGGAGACGGCAUCGACUCAUCCUCCUCCGUCUCUAGGAAACGCCCCUCUGGUUGCAUCAUUCAGGACACCUCCGAUGGCCAUUGUAAGAUAACAUGGGUGGAGCACUGGGAAUGCCAGAAAAUGGGACUCCGCACAAUAUAUCGAACCAUUAUCAACAGCGGUUUGAUAUUCGGGGCAAAGCAUUGGAUGGCGUCACUGCAAACCCAUUGUGAAUGGCAGGUGUUCUUCAUGGCCACCAACGUUCCCAUGAAGGAUUCUACUGGAAUCACCACUCUUGGUGGGAGGAAAAGUGUUCUUCGGCUGGCUCAAAGAAUGACGUCUAGUUUUUAUCAAGCCUUUGGUGCAUCCAUCAGCCAUUCAUGGCCCAAGGUCCCCACCAAAACAGGGGAGAACAUACGAGUUGCUUCCAGGAAAAACUUGAACGAUCCACGAGAACCUCUGGGUUUGAUCUUGUGUGCAGUUGCUUCUGUCUGGCUUCCUGUCUCUCCAAAAGUUUUGUUUGAAUUCUUGAUUGACGAAGCUCGCCGACUCGAGUGGGAUGUUAUGUCGGGUGGCGGUUCAGCCGAAACAAUCACGAACUUUGCCAAAGGACAGAACCGUGGCAAUGCCGUCACAAUCCAAGCAAUAAAAUCAGAUGAAACCAACGUGUGGGUUCUUCAAGAUAGUCUAACAAACGAAUAUGAGUCGAUGGUGGUGUAUGCUCAGGUCGACAUUACGAGCAUGAAGUCGGUGAUGGCGGGGUGUGACCCGGGCAACAUCACGACUUUACCGACAGGCUUCUCGAUCCUUCCGGACGGGCAUCAGUCGAGGCCAAUGGUUAUCAGUUCAAGCAAAGAGGAAAAGGGGGCAGAAGGAGGAUCAUUACUCACAAUGGCAUCCCAAAUCCUAGCCAGCGCUUCUCAAACCGCCGAAAUGACGGCACAAUCUGUUGAGUAUGUUAACAAUGUUAUAUCACAUACCUUAAAAAAUAUUAAAGCAAGCCUUCAAGGUGAGGAUGAUUGAUUAUCAACAUUUCUUAUUCAUAAAAAUUCAAUUAAACUCUUUUUCUUUUUUUCUUUCUAACCUUGUAGUGAUUUAGAGGAUAGCUCUUUAGCCUCGACAUGUAAUAAUAAUAAUAUAUAGACAUUAGACGGGUGGCGGAGGAAAGACGAUUGAACAAAGACUAAAAGUAUAUUUUUUGUAUCUAUAAAUGCAAAUUUGAAAUACGUUUUAUUAA